AUGCCCACUCCGGAGCUGGAAGACCGUUGCCCAGGGGCCCCUGCAGCUGUACCUUCCUGCACGGGAGCCUCUGGGGCCCCCUCCGCCGAGAACAUGAGGGAUAUAGCCGAUUCUCUAGUGACUCGCGGCUGCCUCUCUAUCCAAGACCUCUUGGAUCUCCUGCAGCAGCAGCAGCAGCAGCAGCAGAAGCAGCAGCCGGCUGUUGACUGGGAAGGAGAGGAAGCAGGUGCUGCAGAAGCAGCAGCAGCAGCAGCAGACACAUUUGCAGCAGGAGCCUUCCUGAGGGAGCGGUUUGGUAUAUUCAUAUGUUUCUUAUAA
Messenger RNA from Eimeria maxima, 318 nucleotides. RefSeq lists its product as hypothetical. The coding region runs from base 1 to 318 and encodes 105 amino acids. The transcript is spliced from 3 exons. Lineage: Eukaryota; Apicomplexa; Conoidasida; Eucoccidiorida; Eimeriidae. The record is from RefSeq and is a predicted model, not a curated record.